AUGAAGCAGGAAAUUCCAUUGGAUGGCAAAGAAGGGCGGGCACAUUUCGAUGAGAUGAACAUUUUGGUCGCUUAUCAUCCUACAGAUAAAGACUAUGGAAAUGUGAAGGCAGUGGAUCUCUUGAAUCAAUUGGAUCUGAUUCUGAUAGCGAUGACUAGCGAUAAUGAUGAGACUCAUAUUACUCUAGAACGUAUAGCACAUAAACGGGAAUUCGAAAAGAAAAAGAUGUGCUACGGCGAGGGUGCAGCGCUAAAGGCAAUGACAGCACAACUGGAGGAUGAAGACAUGGGGUAG
Cooperia oncophora is the source of this 294-nucleotide messenger RNA. Lineage: Eukaryota; Metazoa; Nematoda; Chromadorea; Rhabditida; Trichostrongylidae. The record is from the annotation of a GenBank genome assembly.